Molecule: messenger RNA, 13302 nt
Organism: Sciurus carolinensis (gray squirrel)
Lineage: Eukaryota; Metazoa; Chordata; Mammalia; Rodentia; Sciuridae
Gene: Lonrf2
Product: LON peptidase N-terminal domain and ring finger 2
Exons: 12
Coding region: 455-2719 (754 amino acids)
Molecular function (GO): protein binding
Source: RefSeq, a predicted model, not a curated record
CGAUACCUGCCCGGCGCGCGCGCAGCGGCUCCACGGCGGGAAGCGGGGGCGCGCACACGCGCGGGGCCGCCCCGGGGCGAGCAGGGAGAGGCUUGGGAGGAGCGGCUGACGCGGAGAGAGGUUCCCACAGUGACCUGGCUUACGUAAGGCAGUGGGACGCGGAGGGCGCUCGCGUGGGCAGAGGCUGCGGCCGCGCUCGCAGUGCCGGUCCCGCCUCCACCCCGUGGGGUCCGGGCCCUGCGCCGUCCGGCCGCCCCCGGCGCGCUGGCCCCUCGGCCCAGCCUUGCGCCCGCCCCCGCGCGUGGUCGCCUCGGCUCCAAGCGCGCCGCCCCCAGACGCGGCUGGCUGGUGGCGAAGACGGCGGCCGCGCUCCUGCCGCCCUGCUCCGGGAGGCCGAGCAUCCUUCCUCCUCCGAGUCUUGCCUCUGGGUCCGCGUCACCGAAGACCCGCGGCUAUGAGCCCCGAGCCGGUGCCGCCGCCGCCCCCCAAGUGUCCCCGCUGCGACUGCGGGGAGCCCUUCGCCCAGCAGUUAGAGAAGGGCGACAAGGCCUUCCGCGCGGGAGAGUACGAGAUGGCAGCCGAGCUCUUCCGCUCCAUGCUGGCCGGCCUGGCGCAGCCCGACCGCGGCCUGUGCCUGCGGCUGGGCAACGCGCUGGCCCGCGCCGGCCGCCUCCCGGAGGCCUUGGGCGCGUUCCGCGGGGCAGCGAGGCUCGGGGCGCUGCGGCCUGAGGAGCUGGGGGAGCUGGCGGGCGGCCUCGCGCGCGCCUUGGGCCAGCGCGAGUGGUGCCAGUCCCAGCAGGGCCGCGCGGCCGAGGCUCCAGGCGAGGGAGCGCAGUCCUCGGCGCCCAUCGCGCCCCGCGACUUGCUCGGCUGCCCGCGCUGCCGACGGCUGCUGCACAAGCCGGUGACCCUGCCGUGCGGGCUCACUGUGUGCAAGCGCUGCGUGGAGUGCGGGCCCGCGCGGCCGCAGGCGCGGCGCGUCAACGUGGUGCUGAGCUGCGUGCUGGAGAAGUGCUUCCCCUCCGAGUGCCUGCUGCGCAAGCUGGCCAGCCAGGCGCGGGCUCUGCAGCGCCAGCAGCAGCCCGAGGCCGCUCUGCUUAGGUGCGACCAGGCCCUGGACCUGGCCCCUGACGAUAUCUCCCUGUUGCUGCUGCGGGCCGACCUGCAUUUAACCCUGCGGAACUACGAGAAGGCGCUGCAGGACUCCGGGGUCGUCUGCCAGAAGGAGCCGCUCUUGACCAAGGGACACCAUAUCAAAGCUCAGGCUCUCUGUGCAUUGGGAAGAAGUGAGGAAGUGUUGAAGGAAUAUCUCUACUGCCUCGCUUUAAAUCCUGAUUGUAGCACGAUGAAGAAAGAGGCACAGAAGGCAGUGUGUGAGGUGUUUUUUCCACCUUCAGAAAACGUGCGUCAACAUACCAAGGCUUGCAUCCAGAGCAGAGCCAGGGCACAGUGUCGCAGCCGCAGAAGCCAGCCACCACCUCCAGCAGAAGGAGGCGAUUCCGGGGGUCCUGAGAACCCAUCUGAGAAAUCUGAUGUAUUUCGAAAUGCCAACUCUUCAGUCUUAUAUUUUAUACUGGGUCUACACUUUGAAGAGGACAAGAAAACGUUAGAAAGUAUACUGCCAGAAAAACCCAGCACUGGCUUAAAGAGACAGCAUCCGGAUGAUACGGAGGAUGCACAUGAACUUAGUGCCCCUGGAAAAAUUCCUAAGAAAGAUGCAGAUGCCUCAACUGAAAAGAAUGUGAACUCUAAGACAGGAGACGGUCGGGAGCUCCCCAUUGACGUCACUGACUUCGAGUGUGCCCUUUGCAUGAGGUUGCUCUUUGAGCCUGUCACCACACCCUGUGGACACACGUUCUGCCUCAAAUGCCUUGAGCGCUGCCUUGACCACGCCCCACACUGUCCACUGUGCAAGGACAAGCUUUCGGAAUUGUUGGCAAGCAGAAAUUUUAACAUAACUAUUCUGGCUGAAGAAUUAAUAUUCCAAUAUUUGUCGGAUGAAUUGACUGACAGGAAGAGGAUUUAUGAUGAAGAAAUGUUGGAACUAUCACAUCUGACCAGAGACGUGCCCAUCUUCGUGUGUGCCAUGGCCUUCCCCACAGUCCCCUGCCCGCUCCACGUCUUCGAGCCUCGCUAUCGGCUUAUGAUAAGAAGAUGUAUGGAAACUGGCACCAAACGAUUUGGCAUGUGUUUAUCUGCUGAGCAUGCCGGGAUUUCAGAGUACGGCUGCAUGCUGGAGAUCAAGGAGGUCAGAACCUUCCCUGAUGGAAGCUCAGUUGUGGAUGCGAUAGGAGUCAGCCGGUUCCGAGUGUUAAACCACCGUCACAGAGAUGGCUACAACACGGCGGACAUCGAAUACCUGGAAGAUGAAAAGGUGGAAGGUCCAGAGUACGAAGAACUUGCUGCUCUUCACGACUCUGUCUACCAGCAGUCUGUUUCCUGGUUCGCUUCUCUCCAGGACCACAUGAAAGAACAAAUCUUAAGUCAUUUUGGGUUAAUGCCAGACCAGGAGCCUGAGCCCCAGAGCAAUCCUAGCGGUCCUGCCUGGUCCUGGUGGAUCCUGGCCGUGCUGCCACUGGAGCGCAAGGCCCAGCUGGCCAUCCUCGGCAUGACCUCCCUGAAGGAGCGCCUGCUUGCCAUUCGGAGAAUAUUAGUCAUCAUCACACGUAAGAUGAAUAGUCGCCAGGAGGUGGUCAACAACAGGGAGAGAAAUAAUUGAUUUUCUCUCUGCGUUAAGGUCUCUGGAAUUCCCUGUCCUUCUAAGAGUGCUGGGCAUGGACGAGCACCCAUCCCUGCCACUGAGCUUUGUAAAAUGCUUGUCGAUAAGGUUGCAUAAUGGAACUCCUGCCAAACACGGACUCCUGCUCCCUGGUAACAAGUCUGUGCCUGGUGGAAUCUGACCCACUACAAAGUUAACCUGAAAUUUAUAUGGCACCUGUGGUUGGAAAACCACCUAGGAAAGUCUCUUUGAAGCAGGUGUUUCAGGAAUGCAGUUCACUGAUUAGACAGAGCACCACGUACGACUCACAGGAGACUUAGGUUUCACAAGAAGGGAGGACCCGUUCCUCAGUAGUAUCUAGCUCUGCCAGAUGGAAACAGAAUAGGUCAGUGACUAGAUGGUGUGUGGGGGGGGAUCGUGUUUUAUUCCGGAAACAGACACUAGAGCACAGGCUAACCAAAAAUGCGCUUAGGCUUUGUGUGUCCCUGUGAAGUUAUCUGUGAAAUUAAGGAAUCAAACCAUUGUCCAGUGCAGUAGCCAAAAUUAGUCCUUCCCCAGGAGCUAGCAGUUUUGGGUAGAACUGUGUUUUGCGUCUUACUGUAAUCCCAGGUGUUGUAAAGUGCAUGUUGCCGUCAAAUGAAUGUCAAAAUACAUGCUGUAUCUCGGAUAUAGAAAAGUCUGUAAUAAUCUAGUUAAUUUGAGGCUCUAUAUUUAUACACACUCAAUGAACAGUAAGUAAAAGUAAGUUUAAACUGUGUAUGUAUUGGGAUGUCGAAGAUACCACCAAAGUAGGUCAGAGAACUCCUUGAAAGCAUAACCCUGUCUCACUGAUUCAGUGGAUACUAAGCAUUUAGGAAACAGUCCUCUUUUCUACUAGGAUUUGCAUUACAGGUUAGGCCUAUCAGUAAAUUUCAGUUUACUAUCCAUCCACUAUUAUAUGACGAUGUUAAAAAGUUGCCAUGAUGUGGUCAUCUGCCUGUCCAAGGGAAAUAAACCAGAAUAUACAAGGAAGGAGAGACUGGCAUGGGGUAUAAGUGUUCAGCAAAUUUUUCUCCAACAUCAACCUAAAAUUUUCGUUAUAUCAGUUUUAUGUUUAUCAGACCAAACAUUAUCUGUCAAAGAACAAUAGGUAUAAUUUGGUUAAUGCAUGUUAGUGAUAUUGGCUGAAAAAAUUCUUUGAACCUGAGGUACUCAGAUGCUCCCACUGUUCUAACUAGCUGGUAGAGAUAACCAGCUGCUUAGUGUGUGAGGCAGAUGUCAUUAACUAAAUUAGGAUGCUGAGAACUAUGGAGUAAACCGCAACUACAAGUUUUACCUUAUUCAUUCAGAGUGUUUGAGUUUUUUAGUUUUAAAAAAUUUCAUAAUUAUGGAAAUCUUGAUGACUUAUCACUUCAUCAUGCAUUUUACUAGAAGGACAUUAUAAUCAUAUUAAUUUUUUAUUGUAUGACUUUUCAGUAACUAAAAUUGCUUCAUCGUGGGAGUUAGACAGUACUGUACUUAUGCAACUUAAUUAUAAGGAGAAAGUAUUCACUGACCCAGUGUUUCAAAUGCUUAUUCUGAAUCUCACAUCUCAUUUUGAAUGGGGCUUAAAGGCAGUUUGGACUUCUAGGAGAUUGUAUUAAUUCAUGCAUUCACAAUUGUAGUCACAUUUCUAAGGCAUGCUGACCUAAUCUGAACACUUAAAAGAACACAAAACUAACUCAUAUGCCAGAAAGCCUUCAGUAGAAGCGAUUCAUGAAAAUUAAUAGGUAUCAACCAUUGUCUGUCUCUCUCUCUCUCUUUUUUUUUUUUUUUUUUUUUUUUUCGUGCUGGGGAUUGAACCCAGGGCCUUGUGCAUGUGAAGUGAACAGUCUACCAGCUGAGCUGUAGCCCUAGCCCUGUCUGUCUCUUUUUGAAAAAAAAUUCAUACCUUUGUUAGCAGUUAGAGGAUUCUUUUGCUCAAUUCAGAUGGGAAUUGGAAAAAGGCAAAGUGCAGCUCCCUCAGUGCUAGCAGCUGCAGCCUCCAGGUGCCGAGGAACCUGUGCUCUCAGUGUUAACAGCUCCAGGCUUUGAAUGCCAGUGACUCUUAGCUUUUAGUGUUAGAGUGCUGAGCUUUGAGUGCCUGUGGCUCUCAGCUCUCAAAGUAGCCCUAUUCCCUGAGUGCCCAUGGUUCCCAGCAGCUGGCAUUAACAGCUCUUCCAGCCAUUCCUGGCAGCUCCUCAGCAGGCAGAGGUAGCAGCUCCCAGCAGCUCUCUGGAGCUCUUCUAGUUGCUGGAGCUAACAGCUCCCAGCAAUUCUUCCAGCAUGGAGUUAGUAACUCCCAAGUCUCCCAUGGGUCUGUGCUCUCACCCAUUGUCUGGAGCUCUUCAGCAGCCUUCUGGCUGCAAGGCAUUAUCAGGGCCAGCAGCCCUUGUUACCAGCUUUUAUAGCAACCAGCUCAGUCCACUCUACCUAAGAUAGAAAUCACUAGUAGGCAAUAAAACCAUCUGAACAAGGCUUCAUUAGGACCUAUGCUGCAGCACAGGGGACAGAAUGCAGAAUGGAAGUCCCAGACUGGCCUGACAAGACUGAGAGAAGUGCUGCUUAUAUAGCCAAAAUAAGGGGUGAGGCCACAUAUGCCCACAGUCUCCUGCCUACUAACCUAACCACAGACUUUCUUCAGUCAUGCCAAUCUGCACAGGCAUACUGGCCCAGCUAUCAUGGGGGAGGGGUGCUUCUCAAAGACCAGAGUAAGGACAUCUGAAGAGGCUACCCCAACCAAAGCAGUUUCCUGGAGCCAUUGAGGGCCUCUGGAGCAGCCAUAGCUGUCACGACAGCUCUAUUGAACUGCCAAAGAAGCAGUCACUUGAUUGACAGCUCUUGCAGUUUCCAUGGUGAGCAUAACAGCUGCAUGACCGCUGCAGGAUGCACAAGUAGCAGCAGCAGCCGGAUGGGGCUUCAAUUGCUGUCAUGAUGACAGGCAUGCAGCCUGCCAAAUAGAGGCCAUCCGAUGGACAGCCCUUGUCAUUCUGAGGGCCAAGACCACUGACACUUACGAUGGCACUCAGGAGUAGUGUCGGUGUCAGUUACAGCCCAUCCUGCUCAGGAGCCCCAGGGAUAGUAGCAGUGGCCCCGGUCUCACCCCAGUCUCUGCCUGGUGGUGCUCCAGGGCAGUGGUGGCUGCAGCAGGGAGGGGCAUGAUGGCUGUCGCCCAGCAGCCAGCCACUGGGGUCUGUCUGCUCCCACCAGCCCCAGGCAGUGUCAGUGUCUGUAGUGAAAAGAAGUGGCACACGAGAAAUUCCCCUCGGGGAACCUUGGUCCCUCUUAUUCUGUCUCACCUUAAUACCAUGUCUGAAGAGUCACCGUUGCUGUUUCCGUUUGGAAGUAUCUAAGUAACCACAGGAUGAUCACAGGGUCCCCGGCAGCCUUCCUAACCGAGAGUGUGCUCGAGAGUUUUUUUAUAGCCUUUGGAAACUUUCACUGUCUCUUGCUCACUUGUUAAAGGUCGUAACUCACACAGUGCAUGGAAUCAGAACCAUUCAUUCACGUCUUCCUGAUUCUCUCUGCCUCUUUCUGAACCGUCCCAUUCAGAAUGUUCUCCGCACAAUGAUGGUGAUGCAGACGGGAGCAGCAUGCGCUUCUGUGUUGUGAAACCAAAGGGCACUGAGUGGGACCGGUGCCUGGAAGGCGUAGACAGGCCCUUACCCAGCCCUGGCGUGACCAUGUACGGGAAGUUGAACCAAGGUUACCAUGUCCCCUGGUCACGGUAUGAAGGAAGUGUCCACUACCAACGUGAAAAGGAGACCCAACUCCAUUUUGCUACAAAUCUAGCUCAGAACACACAGUCUGCUUCCUCCUCCCCAACCUUCUCCACUUUUCUAUCAGGAAAACAUCAUUUUUAAGGAUUUCUCAGAAAGUAAUGUCAUCCCUCAUUGAAAGUGAGGACUUUGCAGUUUAAUUUUAUGGAAAGCAUUCCAACCCCAGUGCUCUCCUUACCCCGGAUAAAAGCAGGAAGGAGAACUGCCAGUGUGGGGAGUCACUUUUCUGCCCGAGACACAGUGCCCUCUAUUAGGUGUCUUUCCGUUUGUUCCCGAGUGGACUGACUCAGUUCCAUACCUGCCUGUUUUUGAAAUGCAGCUGAGAUGCUAAAAGGCCAUCUUUCGAAAGCCUGUGAUGUUUUUAGCAUAUCCCGUCCCCUGUGUUUCUCCAUCUUCAAAAUGGAUAUUUAGGAUUGUCCCUCAAGUUCCAAAUGAAAAAUUUUAAAAAUUAAGGUUCUUUUCAUGAGCCACAAUAAUUUUCAACCAGGUCACAUGUGAAAUUCUACAGUGUUAUCCUGUUUGCAUAAUCAUAAGUGUGUCCCUUUAUUCCCUCAAAUGAUCUCACUCCAAAACCACCAGCAUGGUAAAUUGUAUCUCAAUGAUUACAUAUAUCAAGUCUUUCAAAUCACUGUGGAACAAUUAAAGUUUAUAGAGAGUAGAAUUACCACAAAACAUAUUAUUAUUUGAUCAUAAAAUUAUUUGAAUCAAAACGCUCUAUUACUUGACCUAGCUAUAUUACAUAGAAUUAUUUAUAUUUUGAAGUUGCUUUUUCAAGGUGCCCAUCUGUUUCUUCUUUUUUCUCCCCACCACUUAAAUUACUUGGGAACACAUCACUUUUUAAAAUUUAGAUGCUAUGUUAGUUCAUUUUCCAUCACUAUGAUGAAAUAGCCGAGAAAUAUCAACUUAAAGGAGGAAAAGUUUAUUUUGGCUCAUGGUUUCAGAUGUUUCAGUCUGAGAUCUCCUGACCCCAUUGCUUGGGCCUCUAGGAAGGCAGAACAUCAUGGCAGAAGGGUUUGGUGGAAAGAAUUUGUUCACCUCAUGGUGGCCAGGAAGCAAAGAGAAAGGAGCCAGCACUCCAAUAUCCCUUCUAAGGACACACCGCCCCAAUGACCUAACUUCCUCCCAUUAGGCCCCACCUCCUACAGGUUCCACUGCCUCCCAGUAGAGCCACAGGGCUGGCGACCUAGUUCAACACAUGGCCUGUAGGGUACAUCUAAGAUCCAAAACCACUAAAGAGUCUGUCAAGUAAAAAAGAAGAAAUGUGAAUGAUAGGAGAAAGAGAGAUAAUAACAAACUAGAAAAUAUAAUAAGUGUGAGUGACUCCUUUUUGUUGAAAGCAUAAGUUGGUUUUUCCUGGCUGUGGCUACAGGAUCGGGUAGGGAGGUCCCCAUCUCCCGUUUGUUAGCAGAGGGAGCUUUGUCCCUGCACUCUGCUUGAAGGCCCUGUUCUGAUACUGUGACUCAUCAGAAUCUCAUUCCCAUGGGGGCCAGCCUGAAUGCAGAGGGAGAGCUGUGUGCGCUCACCAUAUAGGGAGAAGAUGCAUCCUGAGUGUUGUCUCCUCCUGUCUGCUGGGGAGGGGCACUGCAUUCUGAGCGCUGACCUUUGACUCCCAGGAGAAGGCCUUUUCGCCGGUACAACUCCUCACCUAACUUCACCUUGACUUUCGCCUCUCAGCUGCUAACUCCUGAAAAACAGCCUUUUAGUAGUGUUUCUGCUUCCAGAGGACCCUGAAUUAGACUACUGAAGUAAUGACAAAUAAUGAAGAAAGUUGGUGCAUUCAGCUCAGUUGGGAAUGUUGGCCCUGAGUCAUCCGAGGGUGUGCUAGGACUGCGUGCUAGGCAAGCAGUCCACCACUGAGCCUCGUCCCCAGCCCCACGUCCAGUUUUAUAAAGGUGGCCCGAAAGACAGUGCAGAGAGGGGAACUCCAUGGGAAGAGGAACUUACCGUUCCAUGUCCUCUAGAAACAGGAGGCCACGUGGGGAAGCACUCAGGCAGAACUGCAGUGAGGAGAAAGUACAGCCCCUGUCCCUUUGUGGGCCCUUUACUGUUUUCUGCAGGAAAAACAAGGCCGAGCAAGGGAAGCAGCCUGCACCGGUUCGACUGCAUUGUGCCCUGGCUCUGGCUCCAGGGGUGAUCUCUAGUUGUCUGAUACCUGACCCCAGGUGAUUAGGGCCUGGGGCAUUUUCUCCUUGGGUGUAAGAACCAGAUAGUGGAGGCGGACUGGUUAGUUGCCUGCAGAAGGCAUGCUCCCAGGCCACCCUUCCCAUCUCUAGGAAGGGACCAGCCUUGGGCAGGGCCAUUGCUUCCAAGUUAGUUAAACCCCCUGGAUGUCAAACAAAAAUGGCGAAAGGGCACGAUGAGUACGAGCUCCCGCUAGCAUUUCUGGACUGAGGUUUAUACACUCCAGGUGACUAGGUUUUUCUCUGCAGAAGGGUAUUAAAGGAGAAAAGCCAUGAGUUAACCAAGUUUGAGCAAGAAGUAGGUCCUAGAAUCAGGCCACACUGCAGAUCCAAAAUGGUUUAGAAUGCCCCACCCCAAGGUGAAGAGCUGUAUUUAUAGUGAGAAAAACAGGAAAUGUCAUACAGAGACUUGUAGAUUGGUACAGUUCCGUAUUUGCUUUAUUUGGGCAUCAUUUGGGAGCCUUUAGCCUGGAAUUGGCCGAGGUAGUGGCUGUUAUAAUUGGCCGAUGCUCAGUUGCUUGGUUACCAGGGGUAUAGAGUACAGCUUGCUUGCACAUCAAGCUAGGCUGUAGUUCAUUUUACAGAGGCUGCCCCAGGUCUGAUUUUAUCACCCAGGAAUGGACACCAGCUCAAUUUUAACAAUUCCUCCUUUGGAUCAUCCUCUCAGACUGACCAAAACCAUAGGUGUGGGCCAUGACACCGUCUUCAGCAACCGUCAUAAUGAAUCUACCUGAUCUUGGUACAGAGUUUUAAAUUUCAUAAUGUCACAUGAGUCAGAUGACUUUUUUUUUUUUUUUUUUUUGUGGUGCUGGGGAUCGAACCCAGGGCCUUGUGCUUGCGAGGUGAGCUCUCUAUCAACUGAGCUAUGUCCCCAACCCUGACUUUGUGUUUUACAUUUUGAUAUUCUGACUGCAAUGAGACCAUUUGAUUUAGCAAGGACAGUUGUAUCCAGGUAUUUAAAACUUUUGAUUACGUGUUACACAAUACACAGUGCCAAGACACUGGUUAAAAGGCUGAAGGGAGCCAGGCCAAGUAGCAAAAAUCAAAUCGGUGAACAGGCAGGACCGAAUAAAUGAGUCUCCGCACUCACAGAGACCCUCAAGAGCUGAACUGAGGGCCAUCUGACAGUGUUGGAAGGUAAGUCAAUACUUUGCUCACCUGUAAGUCUGCAGAGCUCCUAUUCCAGGUAUCCUGGAAAAGUUGCUCUUAGUGCUUCCUGUUUCGCCUCUCGUAAGGACACAUAAACCAUUCCUGUUGGCAAGGGUCCCGCUUGGUGCCCUUAUAUAAGCACUCACCCCUGCCCACGCAGACGGCUCCUAGGACGUGCUUCCUGGAGCGCGGUAUGCCUCGCGUAGGCCUCCCCCGGACAGGAUUUCCAUACGGAGCAGCAGCCAGGCUAUCGGUUGGAGAGGUCAGAGCGCUACUUCUCGUGAGCCUAGGAAGCAAGUAGUGAUGUUUAAAAUAUCCAGGGUCAGCUUCCGCUCUUCCUUUGUGUUUCAGGGUAUUUCUCAUUGCGUGCGUGAAGAGGUACUGGCGUUAAUGAAAGAGUUUGCACAUCUUGUUGGCAUUAGCCCACAAUUUCAACAACCACGCUUUGCUUUGUCUUUAUUUAUUUAUUUAUUUAUUCUUCGCAGUGCUGGGGGGCAGAUCCAGGCCUCCUGCAUGUAAGCAAGCGCUCUGCCACUUGGCCACACCCCUGCCCUUGUGCUGGUUUCUUGGUGAAGCACAAGCCUUUGCUGUAGCCAUUGACAGACAGAUUAUUGUUCUGUGAUUCUUUCUCUGUUGGGGGAGAGGGGGAGGGGAGUAAUUCACCAGAAAUAGAAGAAGGAGAAGCGAUAAGGCCUUUAUUGUUAAAAAGAAGUGUGAUCCAGGAUCUUGGGAAGCUGUCCACAUCUUAAGAUGCUCUGGUUUUAGGGAAGAAAUUCCCUGAUGAGCUUUACCUUUAAAAAUCUCCACCAGGUGUGCAGUUCCCAGAGUCUGGAGAGGCCCUUUUAAAUUGUGAGACAUGGGCCAAGGAUUUGAGGCCCUGAAGCUUUGCUUGAGCAUAGCCGGGGAGAACUUGGUAGGAUCCCUUCCUGUGAGGUUGAAGGGAAGUGUCCGCGUCAUUUCCGGAAGGUCUGGUUUCCAGGUUUUAACUUGGGAGAGGUCUACUUGUCAUCAGCUAAUGAUCAUGAAAAGCUCCUUUGACCUGAUGACUCUUUGAGGCUCUAUUGAUAAGGGCCUGAGGCCUUCCAGUAGCUAUUUCAUAAGGGUCAGACUCUGACCCGAUUGCCAUGAAAGCCAAUGGAAAUAGCUUUGGCCAAGGCAGGUCAGCUAGUUCAGUUGACUUUGCCAACUUGAAUUUCAAGAUGCCGCUAGUCUUAUAAAUUUUCCAGAAGACUGGGGGCUACAGGGACAAUGGCAAUUGAGUUGACAGCACCUUACUCAGUCACUUAUUAAUUUGCCCAUUACAGUGGGUUUUUCUAUCCCUGGAGAUGAUUUCUCCUGGGAUGCCCCAUAAAGGAGAUAUUUUCUCAAAAUUUCCUAGCCCACUGUUGUGGCACCAGUGUUUCUAUGUGGGAAAACGUGUCCCUAGCCACAAAACAGAAACAGUCACAAGUACAUAUCUAUGCCCCGUGGGGGGGUGAAGCCCACCUGUGAACGUCCUGAUGGUCCAUUGGAUGCUGGAAAUGUACCACCUGAAGUUUUUGUCGUCUUCCCAGGAUUAUGGGCUUGGCAAAGCAAAUGUGAAUUAUAAACCCAUUCUAGCAACUUUAGAAUAGUCACCCUGUCACCAGAGGUCUGAAGGGGACCUUGAGCCAGGAUAAGUGGGGUCCUUAACUUACAUGACAGAAAAGAACUUUAGCACAUGCCAGUCAGACAGGAUCAGGGGAGAGUGUGGGUCUCCGAGGGACCAACAGCAGCCCCUUGGUGUGGGCUGUUAAGGUUGAUAGAGGGGUGGAUGCAAGGGGCUGGACCAGAGGUGGAGCCAGGGCGGAGUUACAGAGUCUGGUGCCAGUUCUGUUAGCUGCUGAGUGCCCUCCCGUGACUUUGCACAGGCAGGGCCGGGUGGUGGUGGAGGGGCCCCUCAGGCCAGGUGACUCAGGAAGGGUUGUUUUGCAUGUCAGGUUCCUGGGAGUUCCUGCCUUCUAAAGGCUCAGAAGGUGCUUUUCUUUGAGACUCAUUCUGUCCUUUCCUUUCUGUAUCACCAAAUUCCCAUCCUAACCUCACCAAUGUAUCUUUCACAGAAUGGAUUAGCUUGCCUUUUCAUGGCAAGGUAUAGAAUGCAGCUUUUAGCAGUGGUGGCCUCAAAGGCUUGGGGACCAGGCAGCUGUCCAGACCCUCCAUGAGCCGAUAGUGUUUUCUUGAAUCAAGCGCACCUCAGUUUUAUUGACUAGAUCACCCUAGGGAGGUCGACUUGGGCCAGCCCUAAUAAGUUCUUUCAAACUGCACAUCUUAACUCUUUUAGUACCAACUGACUUGGCCGAGAGAUGUGCUGGGCGCUCCCUUGACACUGGGUUCCGUUUCCUGUGUAAGGGCUCUGAUCUCAGCCAUGGCAACAGGAGAGCAGAAAGGAGUUCGUUUUCCACGUUUAUGGGGUUCUCAGAGUGAGAAACCCUCUGUUCCCACAGUACACCAAAAUCAUAAGCCCCUCCAGCAGCACAUCUGCUGUCUGCAUAAAUGCAUGUGAUCGUCUGUAGCCAGAGAGCAGGCUUGGGUGAGAGCAUAAACCGCUGGGCUGAGCCAGCUCAAACGGGGGAAGAUUCCCUUCUCGACUGGUGGGCCCUGCGUCGGAACAGCACAGCUGACCUCAUUGUUCCCUUCUGAAUUCUGGCCCAAGAUCCGUCUCUAAACUGUCCACUCUGGGUUAUCCAGUGGCGAAGCCUGCAGAUCAGCACAGGGGUCACUGAUUAAAUUGGCUAUUGCACUCACAGUCAGUCCUCGCCACCGCCUGGCAAACAUAACCAGGUAGCCAGUUAAGUUAGCUCCAGCGUUUUAGAUGAAAAUGAAAAGAGGAGACGAAAGAAGUUCCUAAGACAUUAGUCUGCUUAUUGAAGGGUGCUGGUUGGGCUGGAAUUCAGAACCUGCAAGGAAAGCUCAUUCCCCGAAACUAACUCAGAUGAGCCUCUGCCAGUUUGACUGCUGCUUUCAGACAGGCUGUCUCUUAGCAACCAGACCCAGUUGUACACUACAGUGUAGAGCGGGCGCUGCUGUCCUCCAUGCUCUUGUGUAAGAACUCCUGAUGCCUGGUUGGUAUGCUCAGGAAUGAAUCAUCUGAAAUGUCUAGUGAGAUCUGGAAGUCUUACAGCUGGGGUCUGUUGUAAGACCCGUUUCACUUGGUUAAAAGCUGCUCACACCUGUCUUUCCAAGGUCAGGUUUCUGCAUGAAGUUCCUGCAACGGUGAGGUUACCAGGGAAAAAUAGAUGGAACCCAGAUUCUGGAGUGUAAAACCUCUCACCUAUCUUUUCAUGGUAGGCUGGGGAAAGUUUGCAUUGUUCUUCCUCUCUCAGGAGGAAGAAGUCUUUUUUCGGCCAUCAGGUCAUGGCCCAGCUGCCUUGGGUACGCACGCUUUUCCACUGAGACCUGUGGCAUUCAUGGGCACGUUGCUGGAAGAGGUAAGUCGAGUCCGCUUCAGAGCUCUCGUUGG